UAUUAUCGUAUGCAACUCGAGUACAAGACGUCACCAAAACUCUCCACCUCCGUCAUUUCAUAUUGUUUAAAAACGAACUGUUUUCGAGUUGGAAUAACUUUCCUAUUCGCUAUGACAGUGACUUUCACACUACCGUUGGAUUGUUCUUUCAACAACUUGUGGACUUGCCAUGCUGAAGGAAUAGAACGUGACCUGGGUAAAGUUGGUGGUGGUGCUGCAAGUUCUGGAAAAACCUCAACAGGGGUUUCUCGGACGGUUACAAGAGGAGUUAACCUGAGUGGAGCAGAUUUCUCGGAACAAGAUUUGAGUGGUGUUAGUUUCCAACAAAGUCUGUUGCGAGAAACCGAUUUUCACGGGGCGAAACUUGUUUCAGCAUCUUUCUUUGGAGCAGAGUUAUCUUAUGCAAAUCUGGAAGAUGCAGAUCUCACUGAAGCCAACUUGGAGUUGGCAAACCUCCGCAGUGCCAAACUUAAGAACGCUGUUUUAAGACGAGCUUACUUUUCGGGCAACACUCGUUUGGAGAACGUUGAUAUUGAUGGUGCUGACUUUUCUGAAGUUAUCCUUAGAAAGGACCAAAAGAAAUAUCUCUGUAACAUUGCCAACGGGACAAAUAGUCAUACUGGUGUUGAGACAAAAACCAGUUUGGGUUGCAACAGCUCAUAAGACAUUUUGAUGGUAUAUUAGUGUUUUAUAAAACUUUAAUUGGAUCC
Galdieria sulphuraria is the source of this 710-nucleotide messenger RNA. Its product is annotated as thylakoid lumenal protein. NCBI's taxonomy places the organism in Eukaryota, Rhodophyta, Bangiophyceae, Galdieriales, Galdieriaceae. Bases 10 to 663 code for a protein of 217 amino acids. The record is from RefSeq and is a predicted model, not a curated record. The transcript has a single exon.